Messenger RNA from Adineta ricciae, 513 nucleotides. The record is from the annotation of a GenBank genome assembly. Lineage: Eukaryota; Metazoa; Rotifera; Eurotatoria; Adinetida; Adinetidae.
AUGAAGAAUAAAACAAGAGAAGUACUUUAUUUCAUAUCUAACAAAUAUAAUUGUCCAAAGAUUUUCAAUUUAUUGAAUCAAAAUGGAUUUGGAAUUUUCCAAUUUAGUUAUGAAAAUACCACAACUGGAAUCACAAAUAAGAAAGAAAGACGUAGUCGAGUUUAUGAUACAAUAAUCACUCGAAAACAAUACGAAUUUUUAUCAGAAAAUCUUCGAAAUGUUUUAUCAUUCGAAAACUUCAUUCGGAUUCUACGUCCAUUCAUUAUGGGUUAUUAUGAAGAUAAUCAAUUAAGAGAAGCUUUUCAAAUCUUAGAUAAAGAUCGAUCUGGUACAAUUACUAUUCAAGAAUUAGGCAAUUUUCUCCCAAUUAUCAACGAGUUUGCUACGACUGAAGCUUUGAAAAAUUACAUAAAAAAACUUGACAUUGACGCAGAUGAUACAUUAACCUACGAUCAAUUUCGUUCAUUGAUUUUAAAAGGAAUUGGACGAGAUAUCAUUUGUAAUCAUAUCUAA